Heteronotia binoei (common prickly gecko) is the source of this 2076-nucleotide messenger RNA. RefSeq names its product IQ motif containing K (gene IQCK). Bases 15 to 839 code for a protein of 274 amino acids. NCBI's taxonomy places the organism in Eukaryota, Metazoa, Chordata, Lepidosauria, Squamata, Gekkonidae. The record is from RefSeq and is a predicted model, not a curated record. The transcript is spliced from 9 exons. Gene Ontology annotation, molecular function: protein binding.
CCCCGCGCUCCGGCAUGGCCGCUGCCGCCGAGGAGUCCCGGCCUCCCCUCAGCCUCUGGGAACAAAUCUGCGCAGAAUAUGAAGCCGAGCAACCUCAGCAUCCUGACAGUAUUAAACAAAAAGAAGAGCCCGCACUUAUCAUUCAGGCUCCUCUGGAUGAUAGAACUCUGGUACCUCUUCAUGUAGAUGAAGGUGAAUUGGCAGUGGCUGAGGACGUGGUUCCUUCAGAGCCCCCUCCUCCCCUUGUGCUACCACAGUCACCCGAACUCCCCUGUCUGAAGACAUGCUCUCCAAGAGAAUUUUUAGAACAUUUUAUAUUUCCAGUCCUUCUCCCAGGAAUGACAGAACUGUUGCAUCAGGCUAAGAAGGAAAAAUGUUUUGAGAGAAAAAGGACAAAAUUUAUCGCUCUUGAUUUCUUGACUGAAUGGUUGUACAAUCACAACCCAAAGAGGAAAGAUGAGCCGUUUGUAGAAUUCUUCGAGAUCCCUUUUGUGAAGGACUGGCUGAGGGACCAUCCUAGGCCACCAAUCCCAAUAUCUCUGCUGUUAUCGGAGGAGGAGGCAGGCAUCAUAAUUCAGUCGUUUUGGAGGGGUUAUCGGGUCCGCUGCGAACCUGAGGUUCAAGAAUUACGUCAGUGGCAGAAGCAUUUGAGAGAGACAAAGAACAUUACAAAAAGGGUGCGAGAAUUCUGGGUCAGACAAGAGAAAAAAGUGGGAGCCAAGAUAGAAGACUCAGUACAGCCCUCCCCAAUUCAAUCAAAGGUCUCAGUAUUGGAACUUGUCCUCGCCCCUGCCCCCCAAAUCACAGAGGAGGAGGAAGAACAGCUGGAUCUAGACUGAAAAUGUUUCUAGGCCAUCCCCAGUGGCACAGUGGUUGGGCGAAGAUUCGUGUGUUGUUUUGACUACUAUGUUGUCAUCCUUUUUAAAAUCCCGUCAGCCGCUUGGUAGAGCAGUUAAGAAUUUUUACCUGUGUCCGAAUGGUGAGACAGAUGCCAAAGUUGCCUAAACUGGUUGCUCUUUCAAAGCAGACCCUCACCUCUGACGGAAGAAUGAGCCAGUUGUCAUCCCACCUAAAUAUCUGCAAAUCAAGCUGAGCUUGAUCCCAUCAACUUCAGUGUGAUGGACAGAAUUUGGAUUAACUUCUGAACGGAUGCUGUGAAUUGGGUUGGAAGUGAUCGAUGAGUCAGGCAUCAGCUGAAGUUCUGCCUGAGUUAGUGCUGUCCUCUUUGUAGGAUGCUCGUAGGGGAAAUAAAGGCCCAUUGGUCACACACAAGAAUUUCUGGUAGAAGGAAUGGAAGCCUGCAGGCUUGGUGGUUUUCACCCUGCCACCUCAAAGUAAUAAGGCUCAGAAUUUCACUCCAGCUGUUUUCUGCUGCUCCCCUACUUAAACACACCCCAAUGCCAAGAUGCUGUGAUUUAAACAAACUGAGCAGAACCGUUUGUCCCACAUUAAUACUUUUGCAGGGAUAACAGCCACACACUUACAAAAACCCCGGCCAUUACUCUUAAAACAACUUAAUGCCUCCUUUGGUCACCACAAGUGCAGCAUCAGACUGAAUGAACAAGAGAUACCCACAGUGCCCAUUCUUAGCAACUGGAAACCUCUCAUCUCGAGGAACCAGAGCUGCAGAACACAGAACUCGGUGGCAGCUGGUCCCAGCAGACUGGACACGAGAUCCACCACCACUGUUCUCACAUGCUGAUGGUUAAAACUAAGCCAGUCCAAAUGACCACAACAAUGUAAGUAAAUAGUAAAGCCUUUAUUUUUGUUUGUUAAGAACAGCAUUUUGAAAAUAAAAUGUAUUUGCCCAUGCUUUACAACAUUUUUUUUAAAUCUUGUAUAUUUAUGUACAGUCAUUAUGGUAUACAUUGAUUGUCUUGAAAACCCUUCAAAGAUGUACAAGGUUAAAGGUAUGCCUAGUCAGCAGGGAGGGAAAGGGGUACAUUAUAAAACGCACAUUAAUACAUUUAAUAAAUACAUAUUAUCAAAAAUGAGACUUGGCUCUCAUAAAUUAAUAAAAAGCACCUGCCGUGUGAUCUGGUAAGAUGGUACUAUAGCCUGAUCUGUCCUGGUUUU